CUUAUAAUCUUAUCUGGUUUGUGAUAACUGAUAACACAACAGUUGUGUUGGACUUGGAAGAUUGUGUAGGAUCCUCUAAAAAAUCCAAACACCCCUUUCACUCUCUGUGUGCAAAUAUAACACUCUCGCAUCAAAUUUUGAUCUGAAGAUUCUUAAAUUGUGGGGAGAAGAUGUUGCAGUGUAUAUUUCUCCUCUCUGAUUCUGGAGAGGUGAUGCUAGAGAAACAGCUAACUGGGCAUCGUGUAGACCGAUCCAUAUGUGCUUGGUUUUGGGAUCACGUUAUUUCUCAAGGUGACUCUUUCAAGUCAAUGCCUGUAAUUGCUUCACCAACUCAUUACUUGUUCCAAAUUGUUCGUGAGGGAAUAACCUUUUUAGCCUGCACCCAAGUUGAAAUGCCGCCUUUGAUGGCUAUUGAGUUUCUUUGUAGAGUAGCUGAUGUCCUCUCCGGUUAUCUUGGUGGGUUGAAUGAAGAUUUAGUCAAGGAUAACUUUGUCAUUGUCUAUGAGCUUUUGGAUGAGAUGAUAGACAAUGGCUUCCCUCUUACUACAGAACCUAAUAUCCUUAGAGAAAUGAUAGCUCCACCAAAUAUUGUUAGCAAAAUGUUGAGCGUUGUGACAGGCAACAGCUCCAAUAUGAGUGAUACCCUUCCAGGUGCAACAGCAUCUUGUGUUCCAUGGAGAACAACAGAUGUGAAGUACGCUAACAAUGAAGUUUAUGUUGAUCUUGUUGAAGAAAUGGAUGCAAUCAUAAACAGGGAUGGUGUCUUGGUGAAAUGUGAAAUUUAUGGUGAAGUUCAAGUAAACUCCCUUCUUUCAGGUCUUCCUGAUUUGACUCUUUCUUUUGCAAACCCAUCUAUCUUAGAUGAUGUGAGAUUUCAUCCCUGUGUUCGGUUUCGACCUUGGGAAUCGCAUCAAAUUCUUUCAUUUGUGCCUCCUGAUGGCCAGUUUAAGCUCAUGAGUUACAGGGUUAAAAAGUUGAAAAGUACCCCAAUAUAUGUAAAGCCACAGCUUACCUCCAAUGAUGGAACAUGUCGUAUCAGUGUGAUGGUUGGAAUACGAAAUGAUCCUGGAAAGACAAUAGACUCUAUAACACUGCAAUUUCAAUUGCCUCCUUGCGUUUUAUCAGCCGAUCUGACUGCCAAUCAUGGAGCAGUGGACAUUCUUAGUAAUAAGAUGUGCUCUUGGUCGAUUGGACGGAUUCCGAAAGAUAAAGCCCCUUCAUUGACUGGAACAAUGGUGCUUGAGACAGGAUUGGAGCGUCUUCAUGUAUUUCCUACAUUUCAAUUAGGUUUUAGGAUUAUGGGCGUUGCCCUCUCUGGCCUGCAAAUCGAUAAAUUGGAUCUAAAGAAUGUACCUAGUCGUCUUUACAAAGGUUUUCGAGCUCUCACACGAGCAGGAGAAUAUGAAGUUAGGUCAUGAUAUCAUUUGUAUGGAGAUGACUUCUGUGUUUUGUUCUUUAUUUUUUAUUUUUUGUGAUGUAUUAUAUGUUGGGUGCUGAAGUCAUUCAUCUAUGGAGUUGGUGGUGAUUUAGAAUGAAUAUUUUUUCUUCUCACAAACUAAUUGUACCAUUGUCUUGAAAAAGCAAUAUCAUUAAAGAUUGAUUUUCCCUCUUU
This is a messenger RNA of Pistacia vera, 1612 nucleotides long. Its product is annotated as AP-3 complex subunit mu. The record is from RefSeq and is a predicted model, not a curated record. The transcript has 8 exons. Gene Ontology annotation, cellular component: clathrin adaptor complex; cytoplasmic vesicle. Bases 171 to 1418 code for a protein of 415 amino acids. Gene Ontology annotation, biological process: intracellular protein transport; endocytosis. Lineage: Eukaryota; Viridiplantae; Streptophyta; Magnoliopsida; Sapindales; Anacardiaceae.